AUGAAGUUUGGACUUUUAUUUCCCGUCGGCCUGGCUUUUGCGUCUCAACUUGUCUCGGCCUGGAAUGACGGAUUUGGUGGCAUUGCACCUGGCUAUUUCUCAAUAGAAGUUCCCGAGGUUGGCCAAGCAAUCUCCGAGCCAGCUCCCCUUCAUCCAGGAUCUCGCUGCUACUCAGACAGCAACAAGGGCGUUCAAAUCAAGUACGGCGCACAGUAUCUGGAUGCUACCGUGGAUACUCGCUGCGGCAAUGUCAGAUUGCAGGGUACAAUUGCCAAUACAGCUCGUCGUUGCAUCAUUCCUGUCUCUGGAUAAAUUGUUAAUCCAACGAUACAGUGGAACGAGCUGCCUUUGUGUAUGAAACUAUAGAUGCGGAGGGAUCAUUCUGCUUCUAGUCCAUAAUCCCAGGAUAGUCGGCGGGGCCUUAGAAUUAGAAAACUUUGUCAAAUUGUAUCUAGAUAUAGCACACGCAAGUCAAGCAUUACAAGCUAGCUUAGAUAUAGUAGCUUUGGAAUAAACCCCGGCU
Xylona heveae TC161 is the source of this 523-nucleotide messenger RNA. RefSeq lists its product as hypothetical. The record is from RefSeq and is a predicted model, not a curated record. Lineage: Eukaryota; Fungi; Ascomycota; Xylonomycetes; Xylonales; Xylonaceae. The coding region runs from base 1 to 312 and encodes 103 amino acids. The transcript has 2 exons.